CCGGGGCAGACAGAGCCCUCGCCGGGCCCAGAUUCACGGCGCGCGCGACCGCCCCUGCGCGCGCUCACCUUGGCGGCUGCUGUCGCUCGUGCCCUUGAGGUUUCACUGUCUUUGUCACUUAGGAUUUUCCUCCGCGGACGUUUGGAAAAGGGUCCUAGGGUUGAUGGAUCUUACUCCAGAGGGUCCCUCUGCCCACCAUGCAGCCUAAGACCUCGGGUAUCGGGGCAGGGAGACAAACGAAGGGAAACGAGCGGGACAACCGUGAGUGCGCUGUGCGGUGACAAGGAGAAUCUGGCACAGGGCCUCCAGGGCCCUGGAAGCAGGAGGUUCCUCCCUUUCCUCCGAAUGAAUGGUCCUUUGAGUUUCCUGGUCUAUGACACUUCCCCCACCCCCGAAAACAUGAAAGGAAUCUAGGAAUUUUGAAUGCGUCAAGGUUACAAAAUUCAUCUACAAUGGGGAAUGUUUUUGAAAAACUGUUUAAAAGCCUAUUUGGAAAAAAGGAAAUGCGUAUUCUUAUGGUGGGCUUGGAUGCAGCUGGCAAAACCACCAUUUUGUACAAAUUGAAGCUGGGAGAGAUUGUGACAACCAUCCCUACCAUAGGUUUCAAUGUGGAGACUGUGGAAUAUAAAAAUAUCAGCUUCACGGUCUGGGAUGUUGGUGGCCAGGACAAAAUCAGACCUUUGUGGCGACAUUACUUCCAGAACACUCAAGGUCUGAUUUUCGUGGUUGACAGUAAUGACAGAGAGCGGGUCAAUGAGGCCCGAGAAGAGCUAACCAGAAUGUUAGCAGAAGAUGAGCUCAGAGAUGCAGUUUUAUUGGUGUUUGUAAACAAACAGGAUCUUCCCAAUGCGAUGAAUGCAGCAGAGAUCACAGACAAGCUCGGCCUCCACUCCCUUCGCCAGAGAAACUGGUACAUCCAGGCUACCUGUGCCACCAGUGGAGAUGGGCUUUACGAAGGCCUGGACUGGCUCUCCAACCAGCUCAAAAACCAGAAGUGAUCAGCAGCAGCCCACUCCCCGUGCAUUGUGGCAAAGCCAGCUGGCCUUUCCUGUGUGCAUGUGAGCGUGUGAGGAGCCCAUGGGCCUGUGCAGCUGCUAGUGGGGGCAGCUUUCUCACACCGUGCCUUAUACACGCUAUCCGAAAACCAGUAUUCCAUUUUAAGAGAACCAGUGUUACAUUUUGAAUGCUUCCUUCCAUUUCACUAGCUUUGAUGGUCAUUUUUGCUGAGGCCCCUCUGGGUGUGAGUGCUAGAGUGUCUCCAGGCUGGAAAAGAAGAGAGCUGGAGCCAGACAGGUCCCAUUGUGCAGUCCUGGGUCUGGCAUCUCCACACACCCGGGAUCCUGUUGGAUUUCAGUGUCCUUUUGUAAAAAGAAAGGAAGGAACUGUCAUUCUCUCCCAUCGUGCCAAAGCGAGCAGCUCACUUGUAGUGCUUCAGCGGUCCUCAAGAAGAGAAGAUAGGUGAUUACCACAGGUUGAAGAGCCUCAGGGGCAGUGCCUCCCCUGGGCUCUGUUAGUCAUACCAACUUGUUUAGCUUGCUUAGUCAAAGGAAUCAGUGACCUUUUUCAUUAGAGUAUCAAGACUGUAACACUAGAGAAGUUUCCAGCCUGUCCUUUACUUGCCAAAUGGAGACCCUGUGGGCUGGUGGCCCAACAGGAGGCCAGGACUCUUGCCCCAAGCCACAUGGUCCACAGUGGAGUGCAGGUUGGCUGGAGGGAGUGAAGUGAGGUGGCUCUUGUGUUCUGGCAUCACCAUCUCAGGCCCUCGAGGCUGCUGCUCCCACUUCCCUGCUCUGUGCUGAGUGUCCCUCACAGGAAGCAGACAGAUGCCCCUGGUGGAGUCGGCACUGUGUCUGGUUGUCCUAGUCUGCUGUAGGCUUUUGGUUAGUAUCUGUUUGCAGAACCGUACACCUAGGUGUUCUGAGAGUUUGUGAGAAAGUCGUGAGGUUCAUGUAGGGAUGGAGUUCCCAGUGACCCCUGGUCCUCCCUGGGUUGGUGCUAAACUUUGCUCUGAGAAGCAUUUUUACCUAGACUGCUGGCGGCACAGGCUCCCUCCUCGACGGCAGUAUUGUCUAGAGAGCUGUUGGAAGUGUGUGCUGUGCUGCCCUGCAGAUAGCGGUAGACAGGAAGGUCUGGAGAGGAGCUGGGCUCAGCCCCAAGCCCUCUGGCCACACAACUCCUGGCCACAUUUGUACCGAAGCCCUUCUGCUUAACCUUUUAAAACCCCUUUCAAAAAAUCUUGAUUCCUACUUUAGGAAGGGGAAUGCAAGCUGAAUUUUAAGGAACAUGAUAAAACCUUGUUCAUUGGUAACAAAGUUAUACUAGGAAAAAAAUCCAUGUCAUUGUGAAUGUGGACUGUGAUGAUUUUCUUUAAAAAUCAUCUUCAAGAAUGUUCAUUGCAAUACUGGCGACAAAGUCCAGAUGUGAUUUUUAACCACAGAGGAAUUCCUGAGAAAUGUUGAAGUUGUACACCUCCCAUUGGCAGGGAGUCUCUUGCCCUUUGUAAUUAUGCUUAGUGUGCCUGGCCUGGUGCUAGGGCACAGUAAAUGUGGUGAUUGGUUAGACAAUAAAGAACUUCCUUGAGAAGGAGGAGACGUGGCCAUGUACUCCUGGAUGUCGGAACUGA
Molecule: messenger RNA, 2623 nt
Organism: Peromyscus californicus insignis
Lineage: Eukaryota; Metazoa; Chordata; Mammalia; Rodentia; Cricetidae
Product: ADP-ribosylation factor 2
Exons: 5
Coding region: 453-998 (181 amino acids)
Biological process (GO): vesicle-mediated transport; intracellular protein transport
Cellular component (GO): cytoplasm; plasma membrane
Molecular function (GO): GTP binding; GTPase activity
Source: RefSeq, a predicted model, not a curated record